AUGCAUACCAACGGCCUGUACACGGCACUUCUGUGCUCUCUGGCGGCUUCGGCUCAGGCCGUCGUCCAUGAGAAGCUGGCGACCGUCCCUGCCAGCUGGACUUAUCUCGAGGAUGCUGCUCAGAGCAACACCAUCAGUUUGUCGAUUGCUCUGAAUCGUCAGAACCUGGACAAGCUCCAAGCCAAGCUCACCGCCCUUGCCACCCCUGGUGAAGCCCAGUACGGCCAAUGGCUGGACUUGGAGGACAUCAACAAGGAGUUCCCUGUGGCCAGCGCCGACGCCGUCAUCAGCUGGCUGCGCAGCGCCAACAUCACCCAGAUCUCGCAGGAUGGCAGCAUGGUGAACUUCGCUGCGCCUGUCGGCACGGUGAACAAGCUCCUCAACACCACCUUUGCCUACUACCAGAGCGGCUCUUCCACCAAGCUGCGCACCACUCAAUACUCCAUUCCGGAGAGCUUGGUCGACACGAUCGACCUGAUCUCCCCAACCACCUACUUCGGCAAGGACAACGCCCAAGCAGAGCUGUCGAAGCUGACGGUGCAGCUCCCGUCGCAGCACACCAAGAGAAGCUCCAACUCUUCCUGCGCCGAGCUCAUCACCCUGUCCUGCCUGAAGGAGAUGUACAACUUCGGCAGCUACACUCCUAGCGCCUCGUCGGGAAGUAAGAUCGGAUUCGGCAACUUCUUGAACGAGUCGGCCUCGUACUCCGACCUUGCCGGCUUCGAGAAGUACUACCACCUCCCCUCCCAGGAGUUCGACGUCGAACUCAUCAACGGCGGUGUCAACGACCAAGACCCCGCGACCGAAAGUGACGGCGAGGCCGAUUUGGAUGUCGAGCUGAUCGUCGGUGUUGCACACCCUCUUCCAGUGACCGCCUUCAUCACAGGUGGUCUUGCUCCUUUCAUCCCCGACCCCGACGAGCCCACGGCUGCGGACGACUCGAACGAGCCCUACCUCCCGUACUACGAGUACCUCCUGUCGAAGCCCAACUCGGCUCUGCCCCAGGUCAUCUCCAACUCCUACGGUGAUGACGAGCAGACUGUUCCCGAGUACUACGCCAAGCGCGUCUGCAACCUGAUCGGCCUGAUGGGUCUCCGCGGUAUCUCCAUCAUUGAAUCCUCCGGCGACGAAGGAAUCGGCUCCGCCUGCCGCGCCGGAGACGGCAGCAACCGCCCGCAAUUCCAGCCGACCUUCCCGGCGACCUGCCCCUACGUGACCGCCGUCGGCGGCACGCAGUCCUACGGGCCCGAGAUCGCCUGGACGGGCAGCUCCGGCGGCUUUAGCAACUACUUCCCGCAGGCGUGGUACCAGCACGACGCGGUGGAGAAGUACCUGUCGCACCACAUCGCCAAGGACACCAAGAAGUACUAUUCGCAGUACGCCAACUUCAGCGGCCGCGCGUUCCCCGACGUCUCCACCCACAGCUAUGAUCCUCCCUACGUGGUCAUCGAAGGCAACACCACCGUCGGCACGGGCGGCACCUCGGCCGCGGCCCCCGUCUUCGCCGCGCUGGUCAGUCUCCUCAAUGACGCCCGCCUGCGCGCCGGCAAGCCCGCCCUCGGGUACCUGAACCCCCUGCUGUACAGCAAGGAUAUCAGCAAGCGAUUCACCGAUGUCACCCUGGGCCAGUCGGUUGGCUGCGACGGCACGGACCCGCAGACCGGCGAGACUGUCCCGGGAGCCGGGAUCAUCCCCUGGGCAUUCUGGAAUGCGACCGUCGGCUGGGACCCGGUUACUGGACUGGGGCUGCCGGAUUUCGAGAAGUUGAAGGAGGUGGUGCUGAAGUAUUAG
This is a messenger RNA of Aspergillus aculeatus ATCC 16872, 1791 nucleotides long. Its product is annotated as S53 family peptidase. The coding region runs from base 1 to 1791 and encodes 596 amino acids. Gene Ontology annotation, molecular function: serine-type endopeptidase activity; tripeptidyl-peptidase activity. The record is from RefSeq and is a predicted model, not a curated record. Gene Ontology annotation, biological process: proteolysis. NCBI's taxonomy places the organism in Eukaryota, Fungi, Ascomycota, Eurotiomycetes, Eurotiales, Aspergillaceae. The transcript is spliced from 5 exons.